Glossina fuscipes is the source of this 1155-nucleotide messenger RNA. RefSeq names its product guanylate kinase. Lineage: Eukaryota; Metazoa; Arthropoda; Insecta; Diptera; Glossinidae. Gene Ontology annotation, cellular component: cytosol. Bases 348 to 998 code for a protein of 216 amino acids. Gene Ontology annotation, molecular function: GMP kinase activity. The transcript has 2 exons. Gene Ontology annotation, biological process: purine nucleotide metabolic process. The record is from RefSeq and is a predicted model, not a curated record.
GGCUUUGCCAUCUCUAUGACGUUAGGAAAAUGAGAAAAUUAUUUUGUGCUGAAAUUGUUAAGCAAGACAUAGAGAAUGGAUAUUAGACAAGUUAUUUAAUUAAUGGAUUUAACCUUGAUAGUAUUUAAAGUUAGAAAAGGAUAUUUUAAGAACUGUAGACUGUAAAUAAAGUUUAGCCAAGUUUUAGUUAAUUACGACUACGGGUAGUAAAAGCAUUCAUCUGCGGAACACUAUUUUUUGCCUUUAAAAAGCACGAGCAAUGUUGCACUCUGUUCUUUCUUUUACUAUCUUUUCUAGUUGAUUGUUUCCAGUCUGCUAGAACAUCACAAUAGUAAUAAAUAUUAAUAAUGAUAACCAUUCUUUUUAUCGCAAAUAGACUUUUUAGUACAAUGAGGUGUGGUCCUAGACCGGUUGUGCUUUGCGGGCCGUCUGGAUCGGGUAAAACUACUCUAUUAAAUAGAUUAUUUAAAGAGUUUCCGAAUACAUUUGGCUUUAGUGUAUCACAUACGACUCGCAAACCUCGACCAGCCGAACAAGAUGGCGUUCAUUAUUAUUUCGUAGAGAAAGAAGUAAUGAAAAAAAUGAUUGCCAAUGGAGAAUUCAUCGAAUCGGCUACAUUUAGUGGCAACAUGUACGGCACUAGCAAGGAAGCUGUAAGGAAAAUACAAGCCCUCGGUAAAGUGUGCAUUUUAGAUAUUGAGCCGCAGGGUGUUGAACAAAUCAAGAAAACUGAUUUAAAUCCUAUUUUAAUAUAUAAUAAUCCACCGUCAAUAGAAGCUUUGGAGCAACGAUUACGCAAACGCAAUACCGAAAGUGAAGAAACUUUAAACAAACGUCUCGCUGCUGCUCGCGAGGAAAUUGCUUACGGUCUUACUCCAGGCAAUUUUCAUAAAAUAAUCAAUAACAUCGAUAUCGAUGAAGCCUAUGAAGAUUUUCGUUCUUACUUGUUAGCCGAAUUAAAGGCGCAAGAACUUGAAGGUGUUACUAUUUGUUGGUAGAUCGGUUUAACGCCCUAAACUUGACUGUGCGUUUAAAUGUGUGUUUAAAUUAUAUUGCUAUGGAAAGGUAUUACAGCGAAAGUAAAGUUUAUGCAUUUUAUAUAAUGAUUUUUAUUUUAAUUUACGGUAACUGAUAAAUUAUUUGAAAUAAAGUAAA